GCCGGGCGGCGCCGGGGUCUGGACGCGCGUGGAGCCCCGGAGCCCCAGCCCCGCGCGAGCCAGCAGGAGAAGAGUUGGCAGCGAGUGAGCCUGAGACGAAGGCUGCGGGUGAUUGGAAGUGCGGUGUCUGCUUCCAGAGUGCAGGUCCUUGACCUGUCCUGCACAUGGUUUCCCACAUAUUCAAAGAAAACCUUCCUGAGCAGGGAUAUAUGGCAGGCAACAGGAGCUAAGGAGCCAAGUGAGUAGCAUUGCCCACAUGUGCUUGAGAGAGAACAUCCAUCCAUUGCUACUGAACCUGAACCGCAGGCAUCUGGAUUAAAACAGAGGAUUUGACAUCUUGUCUGGGGCAAGGGAAUUCAUCCUAAAUAGCUGCCACCCCAGGUGUGAAUGAGCCCCAGGAGGACAUGCUGUUGCUGUUGCUGUUGGAAGAGCACCUGAUUUCCUUGUCAUUUGCAUUUGCAUGCACCCUGCUGUAAAAUGAACCAAGCAAGAACUUGUCAGAUCCUUGCUCCCGUGCUGUGGUGAGCACUCCGCAGCCAUUGCUCCACUGUUGUUUUCUUAUGUCCUGUCCUUCUGCUAGCCAAGACAAACAGCUCGGUCUCUAGGAGGUAGCCAUCCCUAGGCUCCACAUGGCCAGCCUGAACAUGAACACAGGCAAAGCUGAUGACAGCCGGGGAUCCCAAGAGACAAGGGGCCCUGUGGGGUCCAGCCCCCAGAAGCGAGACCUCCCAUGAUGCUGGUGGCCGAGAGUGAGCGCCAUGCCCAUCACCCAGGACAAUGCCGUGCUGCACCUGCCCCUCCUCUACCAGUGGCUCCAGAACAGCCUCCGGGAGGGCGGGGAUGGGCCGGAGCAGCGGCUCUGCCAGGCAGCCAUCCAGAAGCUCCAGGAAUAUAUCCAGCUGAAUUUGGCGGUGGAUGACUGUGCAGUCCCACUCGACCACAGCCCCCCAGAAAUGGAGAUCUGUACUGUGUACCUCACCAAGCAGCUGGGAGACACAGAGACAGUAGGUCUCAGUUUUGGGAACAUUCCUGUUUUUGGAGACUAUGGAGAGAAACGCAGAGGGGGCAAGAAGAGGAAAACUCACCCGGGCCCAGUGCUGGAUGUGGGCUGCAUCUGGGUGACAGAGCUGAGGAAGAACAGCCCAGCAGGGAAGAGCGGGAAGGUCCGGCUCCGGGACGAGAUCCUCUCCCUCAAUGGGCAGCUGAUGGUCGGAGUCGAUGUUAGUGGUGCCAGUUACCUGGCUGAGCAGUGCUGGAAUGGCGGCUUCAUCUACCUGAUCAUGCUGCGGCGCUUCAAGCACAAAGCCCAUCCGACUUACAAUGGCCACAGUAGCAACAGCUCGGAACCAGGAGACACACCUACCUUGGAGCUGGGUGACCAAACUUCAAAAAAGGGGAAAAGAACAAGGAAGUUUGGAGUCAUUUCCAGACCUCCUGGCAACAAGGGCCCAGAAGAAUCUAAGAGCAGCGCUGGCGGUGACUUGGCCGAUGAGCCCAGCUCUGAGCAGGAGAAAUGUACGGACCCUGAACUGGGAAAUGGGCAUAGCUUGGAGCUGGAAAAUGGCCCACAUUCUCUCAAGGAGGUGACUGGGCCCCAUGUAGAAAAGACUGAGGGGGACAGAGGAGCUGAGAAUAGAGUUCCAAAGACAGAUGCACCUCUGGCCACCAACAAUGACAAACGCCGCUUCUCAAAGGCUGGCAAGACGGACUGCCAAUCAAGUGACUGCCUGGCACGGGAGGAAGUUGGCCGGAUAUGGAAGAUGGAGCUGCUCAAAGAGUCAGAUGGGCUGGGAAUUCAGGUUAGUGGAGGCCGAGGAUCAAAGCGCUCACCUCACGCUAUCGUUGUCACCCAAGUGAAGGAAGGAGGUGCCGCUCACAGGGAUGGCAGACUGUCCCUAGGAGAUGAGCUGCUCGUAAUCAAUGGUCACUUAUUGGUUGGCCUCUCCCAUGAGGAAGCUGUGGCCAUUCUCCGCUCAGCCACUGGCAUGGUGCAGCUGGUGGUAGCCAGCAAGGAGACCUCUGCGGAGGACCUUCUCAGGUUAACGUCUAAGAGCUUGCCCGAUCUUACCAGCUCGGUAGAGGAUGUAUCCUCCUGGACUGACAAUGAAGACCAGGAUCCGGAUGGAGAAGAGGAAGAAGGGACGGGUUCAUCUUCCAUCCGGGGAACAAUACCUGGGAUGGAGGAACCCCAGGAAGAGUCCAAGGAGAGCUCUGAAAGCCCCAAACAGAACAACAGUAAGGUGAAGCUCAAGAGUCGUCUUUCAGGAGGCUUCCACCGCCUAGAGUCUGUUGAAGAAUACAAUGAGCUGAUGGUACGCAAUGGGGACCCUCGGGCCAGGAUGCUGGAGGUCUCCCGAGAUGGCCGAAAGCACUCCCUUCCCCAGCUGCUGGACUCGUCUAGCUCCUCACAGGAAUACCACAUCGUGAAGAAGUCCACCCGUUCCCUGAGCACCACUCACGUGGAAUCUCCAUGGAGACUCAUCCGGCCAUCUGUCAUUUCCAUCAUCGGGCUGUACAAAGAGAAAGGCAAGGGCCUUGGCUUUAGCAUUGCUGGAGGUCGAGACUGCAUUCGAGGCCAGAUGGGGAUUUUUGUCAAGACCAUUUUCCCAAAUGGAUCGGCUGCAGAGGACGGAAGACUUAAAGAAGGUGAUGAAAUCCUAGAUGUAAAUGGAAUACCAAUAAAAGGCCUGACAUUCCAAGAAGCCAUUCACACCUUUAAGCAAAUCCGGAGUGGGUUGUUUGUCCUAACAGUGCGCACAAAAUUGUUGAGCCCCAGCCUGACGCCGUGCUCCACCCCGACACACAUGAGCAGAUCAAGCUCCCCAAACUUCAACAGCAGUGGGGGGACACCAGCAGCAGGCUCUGAUGAAGGUGGUUCGUCAUCCUUGGGUCGGAAGGCUCCUGGGCCCAAGGACAGGAUUGUCAUGGAAGUCACACUCAAUAAAGAGCCAAGAGUUGGAUUAGGCAUUGGUGCCUGCUGCCUGGCCUUCGAAAACAGCCCUCCAGGCAUCUACAUCCAUAGCCUUGCCCCUGGAUCGGUGGCCAAGAUGGAGAGCAACCUGAGCCGUGGAGACCAAAUCCUGGAAGUGAACUCUGUCAACGUGCGCCACGCUGCGUUAAGCAAAGUGCACGCCAUCCUGAGCAAGUGCCCCCCAGGACCCGUUCGCCUGGUCAUCGGCCGACACCCGAACCCCAAGGUUUCCGAACAAGAAAUGGAUGAAGUGAUAGCACGGAGCACGUCUCAGGAGAACAAAGAAGCCAGUUCUUCUCCUAGCUUAGGUACUCCCUUGAAGAGUCCCUCUCUUGCCAAAAAGGACUCCCUCAUCUCUGAAUCGGAGCUCUCCCAGUACUUCACCCAUGAUGCCCAGGGUCACUUGACGGAUUUCCUGGUUGCUGGUUCGGAGGACGAGGACCACUCCGGAAGUGGCUGCAGCCCAGCAGAGGAAACUAGGCUGCUUGGUGGCCACCGAGGGUCAUGGGCUCCGCCCUGCACUCCCAAGGAGCCAGGAAAAGCCAGAGCUAACAGCCUUGUUGCUCUUGGAAGCCAGCGAGCCUCUGGACUCUUCCACAAGCAGGUGACGGUUGCCAGGCAAGCCAGCCUCCCUGGCAGCCCACAGGGCCUGAGGAACCCUCUCCUCCGUCAGAGACGGGUACGCUGCUAUGAUGCCAACGAUGCCAGUGAUGAGGACGAGUUGGAUGGAGAGGGAGACUGCAUUUCACUCCCAGGACCCCUCCCAGGUUCCAGCAGGCCCCUGGGAGAGGAUGACACGGGCCAUGUCUUGGUGAUCCCUUCCAAAGUCAUGGAUGUCAGCAAACGAGAAGAGCCCCACAAGGCACAGGUCAGCAAGGCCUGCUCGGUGCCACUUCUUGGCAGCACGCUGGACCUGGAGGAGCGUGGCUCAGAGGGAAGGACCGAAGCUUCUCCCGGGGCCACCAGCUUGCUGGGCUCCGCAGGGGCCUCCAAGAAUAGAGGCACUGGAAAAAAGGAACUGUCAGGAUCAAGGAGUUCACCCAAACUGGAAUACAAAGUCUAUCCAGCAAGCCCAGAGAACCCCACUUCCCCCCAGUCCAAGAAUGAAAACCUGGUGUCCAAGCACAAACCUGUGGCCAGGGUCAGUCCACACUGCAAGAGGCCUGAGGCCGAGCCCAGGCCCAGUGGCUCAGACACCGGCAGGGCCAGGGGACCAUGUGGUCAGGACUUGAAAGUCCAGAACGUCAACAGUCUUCAGCUAGGUGGAAUGGUGGAGAAGGGAACUCUGGGAAAGCUGACUCUUGGGGAUGGGCGUGUCUCCACCAGCUGUGGACCAGCCAGUUCUCCAUCCCACCAGGAGCCUGGACACCUCUCGGAGAACCUGCCAGGAACUGCAACAGAGCAGGAGCAACACCAUGCAUCUAGACAGGACGGCCAGCCAGAGCGCCUCCCUUCCCCAGGGAAGAAAGCCACCGCCCAUGCUGAUGCCAGCCAGCCCUCCACAGGGCCAGCGCUAGUCCUCCCGCCCAGGAGGCCCAGCCAGCCGGCGCCACCCAGCGCCGGGGAGCCCCAGGAGAAGAAAGCACCCGAUUCUCCUGACUUUGGCAAGACUUGGGCUAGACCUCGAGCCAGCUCGCCCCACACCACCGGGGAGGCUGGGGACCCGGGCUGGGGCACCGAGGGAGCCAGUCCAGCCAGGGCCAUCGUGUCUCAGGACCCCCUCCCAUUCCAAGAGAGGAGGCAGGGAACUCCAGAGAGCCAUGGCAAGGCCCGGGACAAGCCAGGCGUUCGUGCUCCUAGAAGCUCCCAGGAGAUCGCGGUGCUGGAAGACGUGGGCGCCAUGCCUGCGAGGACCUCACAGGACAGGCCUUCCCCGUCACCAUCCCCAGACACGGCCAAAGACGAGUGUGGCGGCCUCUCCGCUCACUGCUGCCCACCCGGGUGCGGAGGAAGCCCGGUGACGGACAUGGACGGAUUCAUCCAGGAGGCAGAGUGUUCUCAGGAAGGACACUGGCCGGGGCUGGAGGCAAGCCCCCAGGCUGAGCCGGCCGCAGGAGGUGGGGGUGGCAGUUCCCAUCAGGCCGGGGCUGCCCCCAGUGACCCCCCGCCCGCACAGUGGACCUCCCAGCCUUCCAUCUUGGAUUCCAUUCAUCCAGACAGACAUUUUGCUGUGAAUAAAACCUCUCUGAGCAACUACUCCAGGAACCUGAGCGGUUUUCAGGAAGCCAGCGCCGCCCCGUUGGGUGUGGACGGCAGCACAGAGCCGUCCGUCUCCUCCAUGUACGGCAAUGCCGACGACUCCUCUUCCGAGCCCGAGUCUCUUGCUGAAGCCCCUCAAACCUCCGCCAGAAAGAGCUGCUCCCCUCCCCGUUCGCCCGGCUCUUCUCACAAGGACGAUACUACAGAGUCCGAGGAGGAGCACUUUGAAAUGUGCUCCUCCAGUGGUUGUCCCAACACACCUGCUGACGAGCCCGCCCAGCCUCCUGGCCAGGCUUUGCCCUGCCCGGCUCUAGCCAAAGUUCUGCCAUUAAAACACAACGCUCUGAGCGAAUCGGUGGAGAAGCCCUGCGAGACAGCCUGCUUCCUGCUGGGGGGCUCGAACCCCUCCCUCCCGGACGCUUUGCAGACAAUCUCAGUCCUCCAGCAGAGCUCGCUGGAGCCGGAAACCCACACAGACAGAAGCGGCUCACAGAAGCUCAGGACCUCGUGCACAGCAGAAGCAGUGGCUCUUCGUAGCGUUGGCUCCGCUGGGGUAAACAGCCAGUGUUCAGGCAUCACCAAAUUUCACUAUAACCCACCAGUCACCCUCAGCAACCCCGCCAUGGUGAACGGUUUGGGGCAGGAGCCACUAGAAGAUGAGGCCCCAAAGAAACGAGAAACAAGUGCCAGCCUAAGUGGCACUGUGUGUGCCUUCCGUGCGGAUGUCCCUAAGGAUGGAGAGUCCACCGUGGCCAACCUACACAUCUCAGAAAGUCAGGCCCUGGGGGACUUGCUACAGAAACCAAAAAUGAUCUCCAAGAGGCCUAUCAUGGCCUGGUUUAAAGAAAUAAAUAAAAAUAGCCAAGGUACACAUUUGCAGAACAAAACCGAGAAGGAGCCCACCUCAGUGCCAGCCAAAAGUCCUGACUCCAAAAUUCAGAUAUGGAGUUCCAGCCACAAAAAGGGGGUGACUGUACCCAACAGCCCUCCUCUGCUGAAAAUGAACCUAGAAAAUAAAGACACCUCCAAAAAGAGCUCAGUGGAAACAACUGUAAGUAAUGGUCAGAAACCCAAGUGUGGCCCUAAGCUGAGGAGACUGAGCAUUAAAAGCAAAAGUAAAGUUGGCUCCGAGGUGCCAGCUACCAAUUCUGCGAAGGUCAGUGGGACAGACCACAGGAAAUCCCUGAUGUCACCCCAGACUUCCCACAAAACGCUCGCCAAGGCAAUAGCCCACCAGUGCCAUGGAGCUGACCACGAGGAACCUGACAACAGCCCCGUGGACGCCCCUACAUCUCCCCAGAGCGUGCCAGAUAGCAAGCCGCCCCCCGCAGCCUCCGGGUCAUUGAAGGCCUCCUUGUCAGAUACCAGCAUCAGAGCGCCCACUUCGCCCCUGACCCCCCCCAAGCCUUUGCCUGCACACGGUUCGUGUAGUAGGUUCCACAUGGCUGUCCACUCAGAAUCCAACCGAGGCGGCCCGCCAGCUCCCAAGUCCCCCAGGUGUGGGCCAGAGGGCAGAGCACGCCGAGCUGACUCUGGGCCAGUGAGCCCCGCCGCAUUGAGGCACAGUGUGGCCCACGAGCCGUGCACACCCAACCGAGCAGACUCCAUUCCAGGAGAACCCCAGCCGAGAGGGGCCAGGGAUAGAGAAAGCAAAGAAAUUGCUAGCGAGCCCUCCGAAAGAACAAACCAGCUCAAAAUCGUGGAGAUCUCUUCUGAAAGGAUGCCAAAGAACACACACGGUGACAAGCCAGCUGCAAGUGGCAGGCAGGGAGGGCUUGUGACCCAGAGCAACUGUCAGGAGAAGCGGGGGAUGAGAUCCCACCCAUGCGUGGAGUCACUGUCCCCCAGUUAUCCAUCCGCCCUCAUGCCUCAGGCCGCCCAGGUGCAGCAGGAUAUGCGACGGUCCAUCAGCAUGGCCAAGCUCACCUCCUCCCCACAACUUCCUGCUAAAAAGGCAGAAUCCACCCAAAGGAGUUCAGGCCAGCUCCCAGAGUCCCUCGGGACACCCAAGAAUGGCCCGGCGACGGGUCCCGAUGGAGAGGAAUUUCCCUACUUUGCCCCAAGGCCAGCCACCAGGACGUACUCCAUGCCAGCCCAGUUCUCCAGCCACUUUGGCCGGGAGAGCCCUUCCGCCCACAGCCCCCGGCACUCCCCGCAGGACAGCCCGGUCUCCGCGUGCAGCGGUGGUCUCCCAGAAACAAAGGCACCCAAAGGCUCUACUCUGGGCCUGGCUAACGGGCAGGGCGUCUACAGUGCGAAGCUUCUACAGGACACGAGGAACCUUCCAGCCACGGACCCGGGGCACGUCACCCCAGUCACGGACAAAAUCAAAGUCACCAGGCGCCAUUACUACUAUGAGCAGAACUGGCCCCACGAAUCUACCUCAUUUUUCUCUGUGAAGCAGAGGAUCAAGUCUUUUGAGAACUUGGCCAAUUCCGAUCGGCCCAUAGCCAAAUCUGGGGCAUCCUCAUUCCUAUCCGUCAGCUCCAAGCCUCCCAUUAGCAGACGGUCAUCCGGCAGUAUGGCCUCGGGGAGCCCGGGCCACCCCGGUGACACAGCAGCAAGGUCACUGAGGCGCAGCUUGAGUUCCUGCAGUGAAACCCAAAGUGAAGCCAGCACCCUCGUCCUACCAAUGACCAAGUCCCCAUCCAGCAUGACACUGGUCAUCCCGAGGCCGAGCCUGCCCGAGACCAGUCACAAGGGCCCCGAUUCCGACUCCAAGAAACCACACGUUCCUUCAGGAAUCCCCCCUCCAGCCGUGACCCCCGCCUCUCCCGCCAAGAGGAACAAGUCCUCAGUGCGCCACGCCCAGCCCUCGCCCGUGUCCCGCUCCAAGCUGCAGGAACUGCGAGCCCUAAGCAUGCCCGACCUGGACAAGCUCUGCAGUGGCGAGGACUACCCCACAGGGCCCACUGCCGUGCUCUUCCGGACCCAGCUGGAGAUCGUCCCCAGGAGGGCGCUGGGCUCCAAGGCCAGCUCGCCUCCUGGAGGCCUGGCAGGCCUCAGUGCAUCAGCGACCACCACCUGCCCAGCAAGGAGCUGCCCACCUCCCGGUGAGCCCACAGCGCCCCCCGUGGCCAGUGAGGGAAGGGACGCCAGCCAGGACCUGCCUUGCGGAACAAGCUGGUCCCUUAGUUUGGAUCAACUUCUCACCUCCGAGAGGGAGCAGCAGAGGUUGCAGGCGGUUUUAUCGAUGGUGGGGUCCAGAUCUACCAUCCUAAAUCUCAUUCAGGAAGCGAAAGCACAAUCAGAGAACCAAGAAGAUAUUUUCUUCAUAGUCUUGAAUAAAAAAGAAGGCUCAGGACUGGGGUUCACUGUGGCCGGAGGGACGGAUGUGGAGCCGAAACCAAUCAUGGUCCAUAGGAUGUAUUCCCAGGGGGCGGCUUCUCAGGAAGGGACUGUGAACCCAGGAGAUUACCUUCUCUCCAUCAAUGGCUCCUGUCUGGCUGGCUUAGUCCAGGAAGAUGUCAUGAAGGCUCUGCAUGAGGCCCAGCUGCACAACCGCGCCCUCAUGGUCAUCAGGAAGGGGACGGAGCAGCCCAGGCCCGCCCCCAAGCAGGAGCCAGCUCUGGCCAAUGGGAAGGGUGUGCUGCCCAGAAAGCCCACAGCGCUGGAGCCAGGGAAUGGGAGAAGCGGAGCGGCCCGCGAUGCUCUGUGCGUGGAGAUGCUGAAGACGUCCGCUGGGCUGGGAUUGAGUCUGGAUGGAGGAAAGUCAUCUGUGUCUGGAGAUGGGCCCCUGGUCAUUAAAAGGGUGUACAAAGGCGGCGCAGCGGAGCGAACGGGAACAAUAGAAGCUGGAGAUGAAAUCCUUGCUAUUAACGGGAAACCCCUUGUUGGGCUCCUGCACUUCGACGCCUGGAAUAUCAUGAAGUCGGUUCCAGAAGGCCCUGUGCAGUUAGUAAUUAGGAAGCACAGGAACUCCUCGUGAAUUUCACCCAGCAUCUCCUUUCCUCAGUUCUUGUCUUCUAACAAAUCAGAAUGACUUCAAGUGAUAGGUUCUUGAAACAACAGACAGUGGUAUAGAGGACUCUAUGUAAAAAUCUUCACCUGUACGCACACCUGAAGCCUAACCUAUUGUGUCUCGGCGGCAUUGAGGCUGGGGACCUCCACCUGGACAUCCCAGUUGGUGGUCAGUCUGCUCCAGUGCCUGCCCCUUAUAACUACAGUGGGGACACAAGAGGUGACAUUGAACUUCAUCUAAAACACCUAACUACACAUCUUCCUAUCCCUCUUGGCACCUCUCCCAACAUACAGUACUUGAGGAGUAGGAAAUGGAGGGGUGACAGAAUGUCUCAGUUUAAAGACUAUCUAGUUUUAUAUAGUUUUAUAACUAAAUGACACAAUGCCUUUAGGCAUUCAAUGGAAGAAGAGAGCUGUAGGUCUAUAUAUGUUACCCUGAAAAGAAAAUGAGACUUUAAAAUAAAAUUUAUGUCCUAAUUAUUAGGCUGAGCUCAGGAAUUAUCCCAAAAAUAAAAAAGCAAAAUUCAGAAAGUAUUUUUUAAUGAGUAUAAUGUAUAGAUGCAGAGUUCAACUCAACCUAAGAAAUAUUGAUCAUUUUCUACUUCUAUAAGUUUAAGUCAUCAGGGUGUUUUACAGAACAACCAUUCAAUCAACCAUAUUAAAUAGCUGUGGGCUUUGCUGCUUGGCCGGAGUAGACAUUCCCUAUCUGAAAGCACCUUGCAUCUACUUUCAAACUUGUCUCGAGUAAAUGAUUAAAUUCCAGACCGAUCAACAAAGAACAGGCAAAACUAGCAAAUCAAUGGGUUUCACAUUUCUACAUGCCCUCCACUCCAGCUACAAAAUAUUUUAGAAAUUGAGUACCUUCUUAGUGUCCUUGGAUUUGUCAACAUAGUCCAGAGUGGGGCACUUAAAGGAAUCCUCUGGAAGAGAUUUUUGUUGGUUGGGUGGGUUCCCCCAUCUACCAACACACUGAUGAAAUGUAGCAUUUCUAAGCAGUGGGUCUUUGAUCCUGGUAAAUGGCAGAGCUCUACAGUGAUUGAAGUUCUUGCUGUUUGGGUUUUCCUGAUUUGCAAACUUUUCCUUUUGCCAAAAAUGCCAUCCUAUGUAAGACAAUUGUUAACGCAUGCUGCUUGUGCAAGUCCCUCAGCUGCCAUGCACUUCUGCAAAGCAUUCCCAUCCGACAUGCCUUCCCUUGUCACCAAGUUGGCUUUUCUGCUCUCGUACUGUAUUUUUCUUUUCUCAAAUUCCAAAGCCCCCAUCAGCUUCUUUUACCAAAAUGUCACCAGGAGGAAAAUGGAAAAACAGGGUGAGAAACUGUCGAGGUGGAUGACUGGGUUGUACUGAACCCACAUCCUCAGGCAGUGCGGUGCAGCCCGUCGAGUCCUGGAAACACGGACAGAGACUGCAUUUGUCAUACUUGCGUGCAUGACAAUAAGAUGUUAUGUUGGCAACUUCUUUAAAUAACCUACAGCUGAGCUCAUGGAGGUAGGUGCUCAAGCUGUUGCCUUUGUCAUUUUUUCUGAGCAAUCCCACUAGCCACCAGUAGUCAGCUCCCUCAGAUGGGAAUCAAUAUCUGGCUCAUUCUCAAGAGAUUAUACAAAGGAAAACAUAGUACAGGGGUUAGCUAGAAAAAUCUGAUUUAGCUUCUACUUUUCAUUGCAGUUAGGAUAGUGUAAGAAGUCUGUGCAAGGUGCAUGCUACAUUUUUUUUUAAAGUCUCUGGGGACAGUGUCAUGGUUUCUGCUUCUUGCCUAUGUGACAAUAGACUACUUCGAGUCAACACUGAAAACUAUUUUUUUCCCUCCAUUCUUCAAAGCUAUGCCUGUUAAGAAAUACACAGUCUUUUGUAGGGAGAGAGCAACGAAAUGGUUCCUUUCUGAUAGUCCUUAAUCUUCAUGUCAAGAGCCCAAGGGUGGGCAUCUGGCUAACCACACUAUCUUAAAGUUGUCAGCCAUUUCUACUAGAUCUUGCCAGAAGGAUUCCAUGGCCAACAGUAGGAAGUGAAGGAAGAAGCAAAAGCGAAACUGUCUGACUCUGAGAUAGAAAGCUAUUUAUUUGUCUUCAGUGUUCACAGCAUGACUAGUAUUUCUAAUUAGUCUAAUAAAUGCCCACACUUCUUGACUUGAACACUAAUGGUAUUGUCCUACGAAAAUUUUGUUUCGUUUUUUAAAACUAGUCAGUCAUUCACAGUGAAGCUAUGAGAGUAAAUAUGUGUUAUAACAUGUACAUCGUAGUUGCAAGAAAAUACCGUGAAGACUGAAGUAGACUGGGUUCCCUUUCCAUCCUCACACAUCUCAUUGAGUUGUACGGUUGACUUAAUUGGCACCACAUCUGUUGUACAAUAUUAUACAUUAUCCUUUAUUUAUGUAAAAUAAAAUGCCUUAUAUAUUAAAGAGUAAGUGCAAUAAUGAAAUAGUCUGUACAUUUUUAAGAGGUUGUUGCCAAGUUAUAUAAAUCCACAUCUCUGUAAACAAUUUUUUAAGUAAUUUUAAAAAAUAAACGCUCCUUACUACUUGGCUUUUUUCACUCUUCUGUAUUUUUGGAGUAAUAUCAAGGU
Molecule: messenger RNA, 11686 nt
Organism: Perognathus longimembris pacificus (Pacific pocket mouse)
Lineage: Eukaryota; Metazoa; Chordata; Mammalia; Rodentia; Heteromyidae
Gene: Pdzd2
Product: PDZ domain containing 2
Molecular function (GO): protein binding
Source: RefSeq, a predicted model, not a curated record